CCCCAGGGAAAAAAAAAAACCAAACGCACGCAAAGCCACACGCACCCCGACCCGUUCCCAGGCCAUCACACCACCGCCACCUCCUUCCCCUCCGUCCCUCGCCGCUGCCGCCGCUGCUGUUAAGGCCUGCCGGCCUCCGAUGGCGAAGACCCGCAAGUCUCCACCCCCGCCCCCGCCGCCGCCCCCGGCAGAAACGCCAUCCCCGCAGCGGCGGCACAAGAAGAAGGGCCGCCCCUCCCUCCUCGACCUCCAGCGCCGCAGCCUCCGCCUCCAGGCCCAAAACCCUAGCCCCGCCCCAUCACCCUCCCGCCGGGAACCCAACCCCUCCGACGACGACGACGAUGGGGCCGGGAGCGGGCGGCGGCGGCAGAAGCGCCUCAAGAGCGUCCUCUCCGGCGGCGUCAAGGAGGAGCCGGGGGAGGGGAAGAAGGAUGCAGCGAAAGCGACGGGGAAAGGGGAUGCUGCGUCGGAUGGUGGGCCCACGGGAACGCCCCUCCCAGACAAAAAGUUGCUGCUCUUCAUCCUCGAUAGGCUCCAGAAGAAGGAUACUUAUGGAGUUUUCUCAGAGCCUGUCGACCCAGAAGAGCUUCCAGAUUACCAUGAGAUUAUCGGGCAUCCUAUGGACUUCUCAACGAUCCGUGAGAAGCUGUUGAAUGACUCGUAUUUUACCUUAGAGCAGUUCGAGAAUGAUGUAUUUCUACUUACAUCAAAUGCCAUGUCUUACAAUUCAGCCGACACAAUCUACUAUCGGCAGGCACGAUCUAUUGAAGCUCUUGCCAAAAAGGAUUUUGAGAACUUGAGGCAACCUAGUGAUGAAGAAGACGAACGGCCCAAGCCACCAGCUCGAAGAGGCAGGCCGCCUAAGAAUCCCAAGACGGAUGGUGAUGUGUCACCAGAUUUAUCCAAUGUAACAACAAACAAACCUGAAGACAAUGCAGAAACAAUAAGAAAAAGAUCGACCGGAGACAGAACUCGAAAUACAAAUAUCCCAACAAAAGAUUCGUCCACUUUUCACACCAUGCUUCAUUCUUUUAGUGCAAAAAGAGCAGAUAAAAUUGGUGAUUAUUCAGGCUCUUCCAAGUGGGGAAAGAAGCCUACUGGUUUAGAUGACGACCAUCGGAGUACAUAUGAUCAUCAUUACUCACGUGACAGUUCUCUGUUUACUGCCCUUGAUGAUGAAAGGAGACUACUAGUGCCAGUUGUGCUUCAGCAACAGCAUGCAUAUGCUAGGAGCUUGGUGCGAUUUGCAGCAAAAUUGGGUCCAGUUGGCUGGGAUACAGCAGCAAAUCGAAUAAGAUGGGCGCUGCCCCCUGGGACAAGCUUUGGCCAAGGAUGGGUUUUAGAUGGUGAGCCACCUCAAAACACUCAGUGGUCUCCUGUUGUUGCAACCACCAAUCCCUCCUCUCAGCCCACUGCUCCACCCCCCGACAUGACAUCCAAUAAUGAUAUGUUCCAUCACAAGCCUGUACUGUCUUCAAAUGGGGUUGUUACUGGCGAAGAGCAUCUAACUAGAACUCAAACAGUAGCUUCUACAUCAGCAGGCUUUGAUAAGAGCUCUGAAAUUGGCACUAAAGUAAUCAAGUAUAAGAAUGGAGUUAACGAGUCGUGUGGUGAUGAUACUGGACCAUCGCCUCCUUUCCAGCACAACAGCCACAGUCGAGAAAUCCACUCUAAUGUCAAUGGCUUCACUGCUGUGUCAAACACCAUUAGUCAAUAUUCUGGACAAGGGAUAUUUGGAUCAGGCAUUCCUAUGACACAUGCUCAAGUGCUUGGGAUGUUUUCUGGAGUCAAUGGCAGAGCCAACGGCUAUAUCCAUGGGCACCCACUAACUGCUGAUAAUGUUAAAACAUCACAUAAUGUAGAUGUUGGGAAGGCAACUGCCAAUCCUGUGCAAGUUGCAGGCCAUGAUCGAAAGCCUCUAAAUGAUAAUAAUUCUGCUAUGCCAACCUUAAAUGGUGGUGUCCAGUCAUCAGGUUCCCCACCUAGGGAAAAGGUAGCAAAUCCAAAGCAGCCUGGCCUGUCUUUGCAGCUUUGAUAACAUCGGUAGUCAUUGACAUAGUUCACCUUAGUACUAUGAUCUGUGGUGCAAAGGCAUGACUUAAAUACUGCUUCUUCAGGCCUAAUUCUCAAGCUUCUGACACGCAGAUAGUCAUUUGUAGCACACCAAGUGGAGCUCAGAAAUAACGAAGAAAUAAGAGAAGAUUUUUUGUCAGAGAAUAACACGAGCAGUCGAGGGAAGCAGAAUAGAUAGGGCUAUUUAAUUAUUUGACCCCCGUGGAUUGUUGUAAAAGGGUAGGUAGUUUGUACAGAUUCUAAUCUUAUUGGAGACCUGUUGUCCAAUUUGUAACAUUAUAGUGCAGGAAGUAUACAAGAAGAAGGCAGUGAAUAAUUGUGCCUUUUUGUUCCCUGAGAUCAUUCCCAAAUGUAUGAGUGACCAAUUGUGAUAGCUGGAACACGGAUUCCCAGUUGAGCAACCUCGGUCAAAGCUUGCUUGAGCAUGA
Messenger RNA from Phragmites australis (common reed), 2501 nucleotides. RefSeq lists its product as uncharacterized. The coding region runs from base 140 to 2035 and encodes 631 amino acids. Gene Ontology annotation, molecular function: protein binding. The record is from RefSeq and is a predicted model, not a curated record. Lineage: Eukaryota; Viridiplantae; Streptophyta; Magnoliopsida; Poales; Poaceae. The transcript has 9 exons.